CCUUUGGUCUUCCCACAUCUGCGUUCCCGGCACUGGUCUGCUGAGCUGAGCCAUGGCGAGCCGUUCCUACCGUGUCAGCUCCGGCUAUGGGGUCCAGAACUUCAGCUCCUGCUCAGCCGUUGUGCCCAAGCCUGGGGGUCACAGCUUUGCCAGUGGCCUGGCUUUCCUCAGGGUCAGUCCUGGGCGACCAGGCUACAGGCAUCUCGGGGGCUUUGGCAGCCGGAGCCUGUGUGCGACGGGGUCCCCGCGAAUCGCGGUGAGUUGUGUGCGGCCCCUCCUCAGUGGGAGCAGCUUUGGCUACCGGGCAGGGGGCCUCUGUGGCCCCAGACCACCCUGCAUCACCACCGUGUCGGUCAACGAGAGCCUCCUGGCGCCCCUCAACCUGGAGAUCGACCCCAAUGCGCAGUGCGUGAAGCACGAGGAGAAGGAGCAGAUCAAGAGCCUCAACAACAGGUUCGCCGUCUUCAUCGACAAGGUGCGCUUCCUGGAGCAGCAGAACAAGCUGCUGGAGACCAAGCUGCAGUUCUACCAGAACCGCGAGUGCUGCCAGAGCAACCUGGAGCCGCUGUUCGACGGCUACAUCCAGACGCUGCGGCGGGAGGCCGAGUGCGUGGAGGCCGACAGCGGGAGGCUGGCCUCGGAGCUCAACCACGUGCAGGAGGUGCUGGAGGGCUACAAAAAGAAGUAUGAAGAAGAGGUGGCUCUCAAGGCCAUGGCUGAGAGUGAGUUUGUGGUGCUGAAGAAGGACAUUGACUGUGCCUACCUGCGCAAGGCCGAUCUGGAGGCCAAUGUGGAGACCCUGAAGGAGGAGACGGGCUUCUUGCAGUCCCUCUACAAUGAGGAAAUCUGCCUCCUUCAGUCACAAAUCUCUGACACCUCGGUGGUGGUCAAGAUGGACAAUAGCCGGGAGCUCAACAUGGACUCGGUUGUGGCCGAGAUCAAGGCUCAGUAUGAUGACGUGGCCAGCCGCAGCCGGGCCGAAGCCGAGUCCUGGUACCAAACCAAGUGCGAGGAGAUGAGGGCCACAGUGACGCAGCAGGGCGAGAGCCUCCGCAGAACCAAGGAGGAGAUCAACGAGCUGAACCGAAUGAUCCAGAGGCUGACGGCUGAGGUGGAGAACGCCAAGCAGCAGCGCUGCAAGCUGGAGGCCGCCGUGGCCCAGGCUGAGCAGCAGGGCAAGGCGGCCCUGAAUGAUGCCCACUGCAAGCUGGCGGGGCUGGAGGAAGCCCUGCAGAAGGCCAAGCAGGACAUGGCCUGCCUGCUCAGGGAGUACCAGGAGGUGAUGAACUCCAAGCUGGGCCUGGACGUGGAGAUCGCCACCUACCGCAAGCUGCUGGAGGGCGAGGAGAGCCGGUUGUGUGAAGGCGUGGGCUCUGUCAAUAUCUGUGUGAGCCGUUCCCAAGGUGGCGUGGUCUGUGGGGACCUCGGUUCCAUCGUCCCUCGUGGCCUGGGUGGCGUGGCCACCAGCAGCAGUGCCCUCUGCUCCCCCUCCGUAGUGGGGGCCUGUUCCAGUGCGAGAUCUGUGCGGUUUGCAUAGUGGGGGGUGGGACUCUGGACGGAUGGGGUCUGCCGGGGGUGAGGGUGGAAAGUAGGGUGUGGGGAAAGCUUUUCUCUCUCAGGCUCAAAUGUCAGUGUAGGGAUUGCCCCUUCCUGGGAACCCAGAAAUAACUCUCCAGUUUCCUUCUCAUUGGAGUUACGAUUUACCCUUUGAGUGCAAACCCUGGAUUUGGCAUGCUUGCCAGCUCUGUUGAUUUCUCUCCUCUGGUUGUCGGGGAAAGGAUAUAAAGGCUUUAUGAUAUAAACUGCUUAGCUAUUUUCUUUCCCCAACUAACUUCAGGUUAGCAGACAUUUGCUAGGUACCGACCAUGUGCUAGGCCCCGUGGGUGGGGACCCAGGUAGGGGAUGGCAGUGCGUGGGUACACCCUCCGCUUGGCCUCAGACAAGGGGCUGUGCAUGUCCCCUUAGUGUGGAGGGGGCAGCGGGGGACGUGGAACUGGGACUCUGGGAGAUCCCUCACUUGAUCUAAGAGAUUGGAUGUUCCCAGAGCACCCCCCAACUAUGCACAUGUCAGGAUUGGCUGAGGCUAAUGUUCCUGGGUUUUUGGUGGUGGUGGUUUGGAAUUUUAUUGUAUUUGGGUGAUUCCUGUAGGAUUCUUUUUCUCUUAUGAUGUGCGUGAUUUAAUGUCCAUGGCAAAAGGUUCUC
Messenger RNA from Camelus dromedarius (Arabian camel), 2202 nucleotides. RefSeq names its product keratin, type II cuticular Hb5. The transcript has 9 exons. Lineage: Eukaryota; Metazoa; Chordata; Mammalia; Artiodactyla; Camelidae. Gene Ontology annotation, biological process: keratinization; intermediate filament organization. The coding region runs from base 53 to 1537 and encodes 494 amino acids. Gene Ontology annotation, cellular component: keratin filament. The record is from RefSeq and is a predicted model, not a curated record. Gene Ontology annotation, molecular function: structural constituent of skin epidermis.